Molecule: messenger RNA, 969 nt
Organism: Necator americanus (New World hookworm)
Lineage: Eukaryota; Metazoa; Nematoda; Chromadorea; Rhabditida; Ancylostomatidae
Exons: 8
Coding region: 1-969 (322 amino acids)
Biological process (GO): biosynthetic process
Cellular component (GO): cytoplasm
Molecular function (GO): isomerase activity
Source: RefSeq, a predicted model, not a curated record
AUGGAAAAACACCCAACAUAUAUCAUCGAUGCCUUCGCCAGUGAACGAUUCGCGGGAAAUCAGGCUGCUGUUUGCCUAAUUCCUAGGAUUCUGAGAGAUGAGGAAUAUCGUAAAAUUGCUGCUGAAUUUAAUCUUUCGGAAACAGCUUUUCCUAUUCCAACUAACGGUGAUUAUCAGACAGCAAGCGCUUUCACACUACGAUGGUUCACUCCAACCACUGAAGUGCCGCUAUGUGGACAUGCUACAUUGGCGACUAGCCAUGUUUUGUUCAAUGAAAUAGGCAACAAAUCGCCAUCGAUCAGCUUUGCCACAAAAUCGGGAGAAUUAAUCGUUCAGAAAAGAGAUCAUGAUCAGGUUGAGAUGGAUCUUCCUCAGUAUGGGAUAACACUAGUUCGCUUUGUUGGAGCAGUUAAUCCUCUAUCCCGUUUAUUUUCUGAGUUCGAUGCUCCAUCUCAUUUGAUGGAUCUGAUCGACUGCAUUAUUCCAUCUUCUAUCACUGUCGAAGCUGUAGCAUAUGCGAGCGAGGCAAAGAAGCUGAUCAUAGUGAUCGACAAGCAAACUACAAAAUUUGAGCUUUCUGAAAUCAAUACAAAGCAGUCUUCGAAGAUGAAGGCGCUGGACCCGGAUGGCGAGUUUGUGCGUGGAGUCAUCGUCACUCUUGCGCCUUCUAAUGCAGAACGACAGGGCUUCACUGACGCUGAGGAUGAACCAUUCGACUACGUAUGCCGGUAUUUUGCUCCAUGGGUAGGAAUCACAGAAGAUCCAGCAACUGGUUCCGCUCAAUGCGCAUUGGCUCCGUUCUGGUCGGCUGUUUUAGGGAAACGUGCUCUAUACGCUUAUCAGUCAUUCCCCAAUCGUGGAGCACAGUUCCGAGUUCAUUUGCUGGAUUCUAAACGAAUAACUUUAUUGGGUCGAUCAGUCACUGUCUUAGAAGGACAACUACAUCUGAACGAAGCUAUUUUUUAUUGA